Molecule: messenger RNA, 1086 nt
Organism: Caenorhabditis briggsae
Lineage: Eukaryota; Metazoa; Nematoda; Chromadorea; Rhabditida; Rhabditidae
Exons: 7
Coding region: 1-1086 (361 amino acids)
Biological process (GO): GPI anchor biosynthetic process
Cellular component (GO): Golgi membrane
Molecular function (GO): glycosyltransferase activity
Source: RefSeq, a predicted model, not a curated record
AUGGCAUGGAAUAAUAUAUUCGUCUCAAUCGUAUGGCAACUUUUUUGGGCUUCCAUUUUAUAUUUUGUGCUGGAGUUCGGGAUUUCGGUGGUCAGAGGAGCGGUGCCGAAGAUUGGACAUGAUGAGAGAUUAUUUCCAAGAAACAUUAUUAACAAUAACGAUGCUCUGAAUCGACACCGAGUGAAAAUAGCAGAUGGAAUUCUCCAGAAUCUUCCGCAAAUCACACAAAAAUCCAAAAAUCUAGAGAUUCGAAUUGUCGCUUCAAAUCGAGGCAACGAUUUUUUGUAUCAGACAGUCCUAUUUGUUCUGGAACAGCAGUCCGCCACUUUCAAUUAUAGUUUGAGCAUCUGCAACGUGGAAUCUGAAAUUUUUCCGGAUCUUCGAAGAUUCGAUAAACUAAAAAUUCCAAUUAAGACGAUUGGCGAAAAAUCAGGAGAAGUUUCAAAAAAUCAUUUAAAUUCUACAAUUGGAAAGGAAAAUCAGGACUACUGGAAGUGUCUAGGAUUGCCAACCGAAUCAAGAUAUAUCUUGUUAAUAGAAGAUGAUGCCGUAGUGAUUCCGGAAUUCUCGAAACUCUUAUUUUCACUUGUCAAAAUGUUAGAUAUCCAUGAAUAUGUGGAUUUUGCGAAGCUCUACCAUCCCAACUAUUUGCGGAAACUCCCGUCUUAUAUUAUGGCAAAUGGCUUUCGCCUCUAUCACUAUAUCCUUCUUUUCCUGUUACUCCAUUGCCAGAUUCUUCAAAACAUUCCCAAUUUUUACAUUCCUCAUCCUCUCGAUUUCCCUUUUCUGGAAUCUCACAUUCUACGGUUUCCCGCUGAUUUUCGCUACUACCUAACCGGUUCCGCCUACAUAUCGUAUCCCGAGUCUUGCUGCACACCUGCUGUGAUUUUUCGACAAUCUUCUGUGAAGAGAAUGCACGAAUAUUUUGUCAGGUCCCAAGCUUUUAGUGGUCAUGCCAAAGAUCAUAUCCUCGACGAAUCGCCAUUUACGGGUCGCCAAUCCGAUGUCAACUACGUCACACAUAUCGGAUCGUUUAGUUCAGUACGGCAACGUGCUGUUUAUUUGUCGGAUUUGAGGGAAAAUUGA